GCCGAGCAACGGCCGCCGGCCCUUCCUUCCUCCGGCCCCAGCAGCCGUUCCGGCGCUUCCCGCUCACUCGGGCGCCUGCAGCUGCGGCCGGAGCGGUCCUCGAGGGGUUGAAGCUGGCAGAGGUACGUGCAGGGCGGCAGGCCCGCAGGGUGAGGCGGACCUAGGAAGGAGAGCAGUGCAGGGGGCUCUGCCAGGCCCCCGGCCUUUGAAAACUCUUAGCACUUCUGCUCACUCAGACACAGCGUGCACCUGCUCAGCCUUACCCCCCUGUGCCUGCGAAUCAGGGAACUUGCUUUUAUUGCAGGUAGCUGAACUACAGCCCACACCCACUGCACAUAAAGGACCAUGUGGUGUAGGGCAGAUGGGAUGAAGCUGGAUUGGCAGGCAUCCUUCCUGACCUUGCAGUACUGGACAGAAAUGACACCUAAAGGAAUGAUUAGAAUGGUUCUUUGUGAAACAGAAUCCCAGUGCAGGCAGCUCGCAGACCCACAUUAUGGUCUGUGGCCCUGAGGGUUUGAUGUACAAAACACCUACCAGUCAGUCUGCUGAGUUUAGCUAUACAGAGCCGGUCCACUGUAACACUGCAAGCAAACAGUUCCAAUGCCUAACCAUUAAGAAUCAUAUUCCCACAAAAUCUGCCUCCAACAGGUAUAAAGACAAGCAACUGUGACACAGAAACAGCUGGUAGCAGCCACGGCAGACCUGGAGCCCUGGCAGAGGGCUCCAUGGGAACGUUGAGGUCACAGCUGCAGCCCUCAUUCCGAGGGGAACAUUUGCAAUAAUAGUUGGUGGAUGUUGGAUGCCAGCACACUCACAGGCAGCUGCAGCCAUUUCCACUCUGUGGAUGUCUGCAAACACAUGGGUGGAUUUUCAGGCUAUUAAAGAAAGGGCCAAAAAUGCAGAGCGCGGGGAACUCAGGCAAAACUCUACUAAAUGAUGAGGUAACUGCUCUCUUAUUGCUUUCUUUGUGCUUAAUUACCUGGAAGUUUGAAGCUCACGUUUGUUACAUCCAGGCUUGCUAGUAAGAUGGAAAUAAUGGCAGAUGGUGAUGCAAGUGAAACUUUGAAGCCUUUGGUGUUCCGUCUCCAUGAAAAUGCCCCUGCAAUAAUCCGUGAGGUUUUACUGGAACGUGGUUGGACUGAAUUUGACCAAAAGGAGCAAGAUGACACAGACUGGAACUUGUACUGGCGGAACUCACCUUUUCCUAUGACAGACCACCACAGUAUUAAACCAUGGCAGAGACUCAACCACUACCCAGAAGCUGUCAGGAUCACCAGAAAAGACUAUUUGGCAAGGCAUCUGAAACGUAUGAAAGGAGCAUAUGGAUCAGCACUGUAUGAAUUUAGUCCAGUGGCAUUCAUCAUGCCCAACGACUAUGUCAAAUUCAUAGCAGAAUACAGCAAAGAGAGACAGUCAGUAGGCAGACCUAGUUACUGGAUUUGCAAACCUGUGCACCUCUCCCGCGGAAGGGGCAUACUCAUUUUCCAAGACGUUAAAGAUUUGGUGUAUCACUGUACAGUCAUUGUGCAGAAGUACAUUAGCAACCCCUUGCUCAUUUCAGGAUAUAAAUUGGAUCUUCGCCUCUAUGUGUGUGUCACCAGUUUUUGCCCACUCACCAUUUACACUUACGAAGAGGGACUGGUGAGGUUUGCCACUGAAAAGUUUGACCUCAGUUCCCUAGACAAUGUCUACGCCCACCUAACAAACACCAGCAUAAACAAAUAUGGAGCUUCAUAUAAAACGUAUAAAGAAGGGAUUGGCUGUGGUUGCAAGUGGACAUUCAGCAAAUUCCGUUCUUACCUUCGAAUUUUUGGGGUCGAUGACAUGCUACUGUGGCAAAAGAUGAAUAACAUCGUGAUUCUCACCCUGCUUGCUAUCACUCCCUUACCAGAGGCUUCCAAUUGCUUUGAGCUCUUUGGCUUUGACAUCCUGAUUGAUGACAAGUUCAAGCCAUGGCUUUUAGAAGUGAACUACAAUCCAGCUUUGUGUUUAGACUGCUCCAUUGAUGACACUGUGAAAAGAAAACUUCUUCAUGAUAUUGUUGAACUGCUUAACUACAAGCAGGUUGACACUCACAGGCAGAAUGAAAUGUCUGGGUCAAAAGCUGUUAGAAGGCAGGUACCCUGGAGAAGAACAGGUAAAAGCACCCCAGAAGAGGCUCCUGGCUUACUUUCUGGUCGAAAAGUAUCUACUUGUAUUUCUGCUUCUCAAACACCACCUGCCCUGCAGUUUGCAAGAGGAUCAGUUAAUAAGGUGUCUGCCCUGACCAGGAAAACCGCCAGAGCACAUCCAAGGAAAACCUUGACUUCCGAGCUGCGGGAAAAGAUGAACAUGCCAAAAGCAUCCUCCCCAGUCAAAACUGAAGCUAGAAACAAACAACUCCCAGCUGUGCAUUCUCCACUCAUUUCUGCCCAACUCAGCCGGUGGUCACCUUCACCUGAAGUCUGCAACUACAAGUUAAGCACACGCCCCUAUUUCCUCUCUGAUAAAAACCAGAUGCCUACUCGCCAGGUAGGAGGUUUUGUGCUUAUUUUUCCUUUCAAUGAAGCCGCGCUUCAAGCUUCCAAGGACGGCACAGAUGUAAAGAGCAUCAUAAAGGAAAUAAACAAAUUAGUGAGCAAACAAAAUAGCACAAGACAAAAAAAGGCACAGACUGUUUAACUUCAUAUGUAUAACUUCACAAUGUUAAGUCAUACAGACAUCAUGAAUGACACCUUUAGCUUGAAGGACGUAGGCAUGUACUGAAGUUGUAUUAGAAAGAAAUAUUUCAAAGCAUACACAACAUAAAAAUUGUAAUUUAGCAAUUACCAUGAGAGAGUAUUUUUGAAAAUGAAAAUGCUGAAUAACUCUUAAAGGUAAUCUCAAAAUAAAAAUGGAGAAUUGCAUUUCUCAAACCAUCCUCAGAAA
Gallus gallus (chicken) is the source of this 2907-nucleotide messenger RNA. It is a transcript of the gene TTLL2, whose product is annotated as tubulin tyrosine ligase like 2. Lineage: Eukaryota; Metazoa; Chordata; Aves; Galliformes; Phasianidae. The coding region runs from base 1027 to 2661 and encodes 544 amino acids. Gene Ontology annotation, biological process: protein polyglutamylation; microtubule cytoskeleton organization. The record is from RefSeq and is a predicted model, not a curated record. Gene Ontology annotation, molecular function: tubulin binding; tubulin-glutamic acid ligase activity. The transcript has 3 exons. Gene Ontology annotation, cellular component: cilium.